Cryptomeria japonica (Japanese cedar) is the source of this 2497-nucleotide messenger RNA. RefSeq names its product sulfate transporter 4.1, chloroplastic. Lineage: Eukaryota; Viridiplantae; Streptophyta; Pinopsida; Cupressales; Cupressaceae. Gene Ontology annotation, cellular component: membrane. Bases 218 to 2263 code for a protein of 681 amino acids. The record is from RefSeq and is a predicted model, not a curated record. The transcript has 17 exons. Gene Ontology annotation, biological process: transmembrane transport.
AUAGCGUCCAAAUUCAUUGGACAAAAUCUACCUUCCCUACAUCUGGAAUAGAACAACAGACUUGUGAAUGUCCCCGACAAAUAAGCUCGUAGGCCGUUGAAAAAUAAGCUCGUACUUCUGACGCCAAAAAUUGAAAUUAACCAAUUUAGAAAAGAUGAAUCAUUAACAGCAGCUAGCCAGUUUAGCGGACGUAGGCCUGGUAGGAAACGGGGCGAGGAUGGAUAUAGGAACAAGCUCUUCUUCUUCUGCAGGAUUCCGCCAAGUGAAGGUGAUUCCUCUGCAGCAUCCUUCUUCGUAUGACUCAUCGCCUUCCUUGCCUCCAGCUUUUGGCAGUUCCGCCAAAAUUUGGCUGUCCAAGGCCCGCCAAAUGUCCCUCAUAGAGUGGCUAGAGCUGCUUCUGCCCUGCGUCCGCUGGAUUCGUAGCUACAAAUGGAGGGAGUAUCUCCAGCCUGACAUUAUGGCUGGGAUCACCGUCGGCACAAUGCUUGUUCCACAGUCGAUGUCAUAUGCAAAGUUGGCUGGACUUCAUCCAAUUUAUGGACUGUAUUCUAGUUUUGUUCCUAUAUUUGCUUAUGCAAUCUUUGGCUCCUCAAGGCAACUUGCCAUUGGACCUGUGGCAUUGGUUUCCCUUUUGGUUUCUAAUGUUUUGUCCAGCAUCGUUGACUCCAGUGAUGAAUUGUACACAGAGCUCGCAAUACUGUUAGCACUUAUGGUUGGCAUUUUGGAAUGCGUAAUGGGAUUUCUCAGGCUUGGGUGGCUUAUUCGUUUUAUAAGCCACUCUGUCAUUUCAGGCUUCACCACAUCUUCAGCUAUAGUCAUUGCACUGUCACAGGCAAAAUAUUUCCUGGGAUAUAGUAUCACACGAAGCAGUGAGAUAAUUCCACUUGCUGAAAGUAUAAUUGCUGGUGCUGACAAGUUUUCGUGGCCUCCAUUUGUGAUGGGUUCUAUCAUGCUGUCAAUCCUCCUAAUAAUGAAACAUUUGGGAAAAACGUGGAAAUAUCUUAGAUUCUUGCGAGCAGCAGGACCUCUUACAGCAGUUAUUUUAGGAACAGCAUUUGUGAAAAUUUUCCACCCAAAAUCUAUUAGUGUGGUGGGUGAAAUUCCUCAGGGUCUUCCAAGCUUCUCAGUUCCAAAGUGUUUCAAUCAUAUAAAGGGGUUACUCCCAACAGCCUUUCUUAUUACUGGUGUGGCAAUCUUGGAAUCAGUAGGAAUUGCCAAAGCUUUGGCAGCAAAGAACGGCUAUGAGCUAGAUUCAAAUCAAGAACUAUUUGGGCUUGGUGUAGCUAAUGUUUGUGGAUCCUUCUUUUCCUCAUAUCCUACCACUGGAUCAUUUUCUCGAUCAGCUGUGAAUCAUGAAAGUGGUGCUAAAACGGGUUUAUCAGGAUUUAUUAUGGGAGUCAUAGUUGUAUGUGCUCUUGUAUUUUUGACACCACUGUUUAGAGAUAUACCUCAGUGCACUCUGGCAGCAAUUGUGAUAUCAGCUGUGAUGGGUCUGAUAGAUUAUGAAGAGGCUAUCUUUCUAUGGCGAGUGGAUAAAAAAGAUUUCCUUCAAUGGGUUACAACAAGUAUCACCACUCUAUUCCUUGGCAUUGAGAUUGGAGUUCUUGUUGGCGUUGGCAUAUCUCUUGCAUUUGUGAUACAUGAGUCGGCUAAUCCACACAUUGCUGUCCUAGGUCGUUUGGCUGGUACUACAGUGUACAGAAACAUCAAGCAAUAUCCAGAAGCCUACACGUACCAUGGGAUUGUGAUUGUUCGUAUUGAUGCACCUAUUUAUUUUGCAAAUAUAAGCUACAUAAAGGACAGGCUACGUGAAUAUGAAGUGAGCUUUGAUGGGACUGCAAAGCGUGGAGUUCAAGUUGAAAAAGUAUAUUAUGUUGUCAUUGAGAUGGCCCCUGUCACCUAUAUUGAUUCCAGUGCUGCUGAAGCCUUGAAGGAACUCUAUCAUGAGUACAAAACACGUGACAUACAGAUGGCAAUAUCCAAUCCUAACCAAGAAGUUAUGUCGACGCUAGCCAGAUCUGGUGUCCUUGAACUCAUUGGGAAGGAGUGGUAUUUUGUGAGGGUUCACGAUGCUGUUCAGGUUUGUCUUUCCCUUAUGCAGGGAAAAUCUCAAAGAUUGAAGAAUUCCAGUGAGGAACUCGAACAGGAUAUUUUAAGAAAGCAAGAUAAUACUUUAAGAUCAAAAAGCCUAUUUCAAAGGAAAUAUUUUGAAGAUACAAACUCGGAAAGGCAACCACUCAUUAGUGAGAGAAAUGAAGAAUGAGAAUUUCGUUGUAUUUUAUGAUAAAUUCUUAUUCAUUCCGCAGUUUAUCCAGUAAAACUGUUUAUACGUUUUACAGAAGUUCUCUCUUUAUUGCAUGAUUCUUUUUAGUUCAUUAUUUAUUCUUGUGAAGGAUGAACCAUAGCCCUUUAUAAUGUCAAUGCACACAUUAUUGUAUAUGAUUUAUUAUUGGUUUGAAUGUUUCUCCAAAAAUAAUAAAGUUUCUGUUUUCCCUCA